AUGUUCCCGCUACUGCGCAAGACUAUGGAACGUGGAGUCGGCUGGGACCCAGUCUUCAUCGUUCGGUGGUCCUCUCAUUUCUUCAAGAGCUUGAAUAAGUUGGUGUCGGAAGCGGCUGGUCGAGUUGUCCAGCUUGAUACCCAAGAUGAGACCGGGUAUCACUCGUCUAACUCCUCCGAUCACUCAUCUACUUUAACCUUUCCUUCAAACCACGUCUAUCUACCAUAUUCCAAUCAUGGGGAUCGUCACCAUUUCAUGAUUCCAGCUCUCAAAUCCCGCAAAUCUUUUAUGGAGGUUCUGCGCAACGUGUCAUAUCUUUCCUGGACGAGUACAAGCAUCCUAGCUCUCAUAAUUUUCCAACUAGCAGUCAUCGUCAUCCACGAUGCUCUGUAUUUCCUAGGCUAUGGAACAUAUAAGUCAACAUUGGAUUCCGUAGAAACUGGAAUAUUUUCGCUAUUCACACUGGAGAUCAUUUGCAGAGGUAUUUUACAUUAUGGGAUACCUCGGGAUAUCACUGCACGUGGCUGGACGUGGCCAUUCGACGAUAUAUUCAACGCUUUCGACGUCACUGCUAUCAUUGCAUUCUGGUCCAAACUCGUGGUUUCGGCAGCUGCAGACAGCCCAGGACAGAUUGUUCAACUGCUCUCGAUGUUGAGUGCACUCCGCAUUUCACGCCUACUGCGUAUCACUCCAGCCACAGAUAAGGAGACUUCGGUGAUUAUUGCUGCAUUGAAAGACUCAAGCGCCAAAUUAGCGAAAGUUGCGAGCUUUAUUUGCUUCUUUUGGCUACUUUUCGGGGUCAUUGGUAUUCAGACUUUCCAUUCAAGUCUUCGAAGAUCCUGUGUCCUACCGGCCUCUCCCGAUCUUCCAACUUUAGCGACCUCACAACAUAAUAAAGAUGUCCAGUUUUGUGGGAGUUACGUUAUUAAUGAUACUCUACAUUCAUGGCUACGUGCAGACGGCAGCCCCGUUGAUGACCGUCCAAGAGGGUAUUCUUGUCCACGAGGAAUGAUAUGCCAGGAAGGCACAAAUCCCUAUAACAAUACCGUCAGUUUCGAUAACAUCUUCCAGUCAUUGGAACUAGUCUUCGUCAUAUUCUCUGCGAACACAUUUUCGACGCUGAUGUACAACACCAUUGACAGCGAGGGACUGUUAGCCACACUGUUCUUCAUUGCUGUCAUCAUUGUCCUGUAUUUCUGGCUGGUAAUCCUGUUGAUCGGGGUGAUUACCGGCUCUAUACAAGAAAUCAGACACAGAACGAAGGUUAGGACGGCCAAUCUUCAGCCCGCAUUCCCGCAACAGACUUCUUCGAUGAGCACGCCGAAGGCUUCCCUGCCGGUAGGCCCUUUGCUGAGAUUUCUGGAGCGAACGCAGUAUUUUUGGAUUAUGAUAAUAACGUUUGGAGUUAUCAUGCAAUCAUUGCGAUCUGCAGACAUGUCUCCCUCUAGAAAGGAUCUUAUUGAUAGAUCUGAGACUGUUGUCACCUUCUCUCUCUUGGCAGAAAUCAUCAUCCGCGCCAUAUCAUUUGGGAAAGUGUUUUUCUUCAGCAAGCGCAACUUGGUUGAUUUGGGACUUGCAACCGUCACAAGCAUAAUGCAAAUCCCUUAUAUUCGCGAAUGUUACGCAGGGCGAGUAUACACGUGGUUCACCUUCUUCCAGAUCGCUCGAUGCUAUCGAGUCUUCUGGGCAUUACCAAUGAUCAGACAGAUAAUGGUCUUAGCUUUCAGCGCCUUCCCAAGUCUGUUGCAGUUAUGCGCGUUCUUGUUUCUCUUAGUUAUCUUCGCUGCGAUCCUGGCGAGACGUAUGUUCAUGAUGGAAACACAAGGUCCAGAUGACCGUUUCACGGACUUGUGGAAAUCGUUUUUGGCGAUGUAUCAGAUCUUCACCGGUGAGGAUUGGACCGAAACACUAUAUGCGGUUACAUCGCGCAAUCCAGGCAAACUGCUAGCCGGACUCGGAGCUAUCUUUAUCAUCGGCUGGUUCAUACUUUCUUCGAUCAUCGUACUUAAUAUGUUUCUUGCACGUAUCGACGAGAGCUUUAACUUGCCAGAAAGAGAGAGGCGAAUUUGGCAAGUCCAAACUUUCCUACGUAAGGAGCACUCCCUGGAACCGAAAAUCCAAGGACAUGAUAGCGCGAGCAUGGCAAAGCUACAAAGCUGUGCGAGUCGAGAGCGCUCAACAUCAUCGAAUGUCAUAGAUCUUCACAUGAAGUCCUUGAUAGAAAUCUUCACAGCAGACGAAACUGUGUUGGGACUUUUCAGCCCCGAAGUUGUCCCUGCCAGAGAUCUAUGGAAACCUAUCAAGUUGAAGAGUUUGUUGGGUAUCACGUAUAAUACGUCCCGUUCGGAUUCUAUAACCAAAAAGAGGCUGAGUACUUUCUUCAGCCGUUCGCAAAACUUCUGCAGACUACUAGUCAUUCCAAGUGGCCAACCUUGGAGCUUACUACCCGGCGAUGUGUUCAGGAUAUUCAUAUACACAUCGGUAGUAGCUCAGGUUGCAAUCACUUGCGUGACAACUCCGCUGUAUCAGAGAGAGUACUUCCUCAAACAUCAAUACUCUACCUUCAAUUGGCUUGUCAAAGUCGACCUGGCUUUCGCCACCCUGUGGAGUCUUGAAGCUUCCUUGAAGAUCAUCGCAGGUGGCCUCUUUCGAGGCGAAAAUGCCUUCUUGAGAGGCUGGAAUCUUAUUGAUGCGGUCGUACUCGUAACUUCAUGGGCUGGAAUAAUACUCUCUCUACACAACUAUGGUUCUAUCGCUCAUCGAAUUGCAUGUUUCAAAGCAUUCCGCGUCCUCCGGCUUCUGACCAUCAACGAAAAAAUGAUGACGGAAGUAACAAUGGUGCUUCGACGAGGAGGCAUCAAAGUCAUAGCGUCGGUCCUUGUGUCGCUCAGUCUUUUGUUCCCCUUCGCCAUAUACGGGCUAAAUAUCUUUGUGGGUCUCUCGAUGACAUGCAAUGACCCCCUUAUCAUGGACUUUCAUGACUGUAUCACUGAGUUCGAUUACUCAGGGCAGCAAGGUGUUCUGAUGCCACGAGUUGUUUCUAGACCUUAUUAUUCUUUCGAUAAUUUUGGUCAGUCCCUCUAUACACUCUUCCUAAUUGUAUCUCAAGAUGGCUGGACCGAAGUCAUGUACUGGGCUCGAGGGGUUAGCACGACGCCUUACAUGAGGUCGGAUUCGAUUUCCAACAUCAACGCACUGUUUUUCGUUGUCUUCAAUUUCUGCGGGACGAUCUUUGUGACGGCGCUAUUUGCCGCGGUCAUGAUACAGAACUAUACUGAGGCUACUGGUGUCGCCUAUUUGACACGCCAUCAGAGAUCCUGGAUUGAGCAACGCAGAAUACUUGACAGUGUACGACCUCACCGGCGUCCCACUCCCCAGGGAGAAUUUUCAUCCCUCAAAAAAGUAUGCUAUGUGAUGUCGGUCAAAAAAGACGGUAUAUGGUGGAGGUUUGUCACUGCGCUAUAUAUUUUCUACUUACUGCUCUUGUGUACCGAGUUCCAUCCCGCAAGUGAAAAGUGGAUAUUAGUUCGCCCCGGGCUACUUCGAGCCAUCUUGAUAUUCUUGUCCAUCAAUAUGAUUGCUCGAAUACACGGUCUGACGCUGAAGUUUUUCUUAAGACGUCCCUGGGAUUUGCUGAGUGCUAUCCUACUACCCGCUGGAUUGGCAACUUCCAUCAUUCAAUCUUUCUUUCCCAAAAAUUUCUCGAACAACUACGCCAUUUGCAUCAUUCAACCUUUGAUUGCUAUAUUAGUGAUCCCCUAUAUUUCAACCUUCCAGAAUCUUUUGAGCAUCGCCUACAAUAGUGUUCCAUUGGUGACCACAUUACUCACAACCUGGAUUGUGCUUCUACUUUUUUUCGCUAUUGGGUUAAAUCAAACAUUCGGACUCACACGUUUCAAUUCGUACGGGACGAGCACUAUAAACUUCCGAAACAUUCCCAACUCCAUAGUUCUCCUCUUUCGCAUGACCCUGGGUGAAGGGCGCACGAAGAUUAUGGAAGACUUCGCUGCAGUCAAGGAGCCAUAUUGUACCCGUGUUGGACUCUAUUAUGAAGACGACUGCGGAGACGAAAUUUUCGCGCGGGUCUUCCUCAUCUCAUGGAAGGUACUGAGUACCUAUCUGUUCACCAGUCUUUUUGUUUCACUGGUAUUCGAUAGUUUCUCGCACGUCUAUCAGAAGUUUCCCCUCAUCUCUGGAAUUCUCGAAAAUGAUGAUAUUCGAGCGUUCAAAGAUGCUUGGGCCGUUUUCGACCCUACUGGAACGGGGUAUAUCACACCAGAGUCGCUACCGAAGUUCACAAACGCAAUCACUGGACAUCUGAGUCUUCGUGUGCACGAUACUGCAUUCUCGGCGGAAGCGCUACGUAGUGACGCCGAAUACGCUGUACCACUACAUCCGGGAGAUUUGAACAUCGUGAAGUUACAUGAAAGACUGAAUGGGAUGGACGUUUCAGUCGUACGUGAGCGUCGUCGGACUAUGAAUCGAUAUAGAAUGGAGCUGUUCCAACAUAUGCAACUCGAUAAACGUACAUCGUCGGUCAGGAUACCUAUGAAAGUUGCUUUGCUAACUUUAUUUUAUUAUAAGCUAGUUGACCUUCGCGAAUAUCUUCCAUUCGAUGAAUAUGUCACGAGAGCUGAGAGGCUGCGAGAUGUCGAUGAGGCAUUAAGAAGGGAAUAUCUCACAGGUUUAGUCAAGAUUUGGCGUUGUAAAAAACGACGCAGGGAACGUUGGCUAUCAUAG
Messenger RNA from Periconia digitata, 4740 nucleotides. Lineage: Eukaryota; Fungi; Ascomycota; Dothideomycetes; Pleosporales; Periconiaceae. The record is from the annotation of a GenBank genome assembly.